Messenger RNA from Salarias fasciatus (jewelled blenny), 4246 nucleotides. Its product is annotated as protein NLRC3-like. The transcript has 11 exons. Gene Ontology annotation, molecular function: protein binding. NCBI's taxonomy places the organism in Eukaryota, Metazoa, Chordata, Actinopteri, Blenniiformes, Blenniidae. The record is from RefSeq and is a predicted model, not a curated record. Bases 231 to 3656 code for a protein of 1141 amino acids.
CUGUUCUCCAUCUGUGGUGAAACCGGUCCGACCACAUCCCACCGCCACGCCCAUCCAGGUGUGGGCGUGGCCUCCUGUCCUCUCAGGUGUCCUGACGCUCUGGAGCACAGACAGAGCUGCAGAGAUGCUCUGAUGAGCCUCAGUGAGUGGAACCAUGAUCUUUACGACUCUCUGACUGGUUUUAUUUGGUAGCUGAGGCUCGAGCGGGACGUGGAACUGGACCGGAGCUGAUGGACCGGGACAGACCAGGAUCUCCUGAACCCAGCUGCGUCUCCGUGACGAGCCGCCAGUCCAGAGAACCUCCAAUCGCAUUCAGUGGAGAACCUUGUGAGCACAGGAGCCAUGAAGAGAGACCAGAACCAGCCGGGAGCUGCUGUGAGUCCACCAGGAGCCGUCAGUCCAGAGAUCCACCACUCAUUUUCAAGCAGGAGCCGUCAGCUCAUCGCAGGAUGGACCGGGACAGACCAGGAUCUCCUGAACCCAGCGGCGUCUCUGUGACGAGCCGCCAGUCCAGAGAACCUCCAAUCGCAUUCAAUGGAGAACCUUGUGAGCACAGAUCUGAGCAGAGUUCAGAGGCGUCCGCCGGUCAGUCUGACAAGCGUCAGCAGAAAGACCUGGACUCCACAUUUUUGGCGCUUGAAGAGAACAUCAUCUGUUUUGUGAAAUGUGAGCUGAAGAGGUUCAAGACUAUUCUCAGGCCAGAGGAAGCAAACGGUUGUGAAAAAUCUGAGACCGUGAGCAGCGAUGAGGCGGAGGAGGAGCACAGACGGAGCAGCAGCGAGGCUUUCUUCAGGCUCACACUGGACUUCCUGCGGAGGAUGAAGGAGGACGGGCUGGCUGACUUGCUGCAGACCAAACAUCCUACUGCAUGCCAGAAGAAGCUCAAAGUUGAUGCGAAGAGGCGGUUUCAGUAUUUGUUUGAGGGGAUUGCCAAGGCGGGAAAACCGAUGCUGCUGAAUGACGUUUUCACGGAGCUGUACAUCACGAAGCGAGCGGCCUCGGAGCUCGGUGAUGAACAUGAGGUCAGAAUCAUUGAGGCGGCCAACAGGACGCCGGCGAGAUCGGAGACGGCUAUCACAUGUGAUGACAUCUUCAAGUCUGAAAGCCAUCGUCCAGUCAGAACCGUGCUGACGAAGGGAGUGGCCGGCAUUGGCAAGACUGUCCUCACUCAGAAGUUCACUCUGGACUGGGCUGAGGACAAAGCCAACCAGGACGUCCACUUCAUCUUCCCUUUUACCUUCAGAGAGCUUAAUGUGCUGAGAAAGAAGCAGUUCAGCUUGGUGGGACUUGUCCAUUACUUUUUUGCAGAAAUCAAAGAAGCAGGAAUCUGUAAGUUCGAGGACUUUGAAGUGGUCUUCAUCUUGGACGGUCUGGAUGAGUGUCGACUCCCUCUGGACUUCCACAGCUCUGAGAUCCUGACGGAUGUCACUGAGUCCACUGCAGUGCAGGUGCUGCUGACGAACCUCAUCAGGGGGCGACUGCUUCCCUCUGCUCACCUCUGGAUCACCACACGGCCUGCAGCAGCCAAUCAGAUCCCUGCUGACUGCGUCCACAGGGUGACGGAGGUCCGAGGGUUCACCGACCCCCAGAAGGAGGAGUACUUCAGGAGGAGGUUCAGAGAGGAGGAGCAGGCCAGCAGCAUCAUCUCCCACAUCAGGAGAUCACAGAGCCUCCACAUCAUGUGCCACAUCCCGGUCUUCUGCUGGAUCACUGCUACAGUUCUGGACGAGGUGCUGAGGAGCAGAGAGGGAGGAGAGCUGCCCAAGACCCUGACUCAGAUGUACAUCCAUUUCCUGGUGGUUCACGCCAAAGUCAGCAAUGUGAAGUACCAUGGAGGAGAUGUGAUGGAUCCACACUGGAGUCCCAACCUGAGCGAGAUGAUCGUGUCUCUGGGAAAACUGGCGUUUGAGCACCUGCAAAAAGGCAACCUGAUCUUUUAUGAGUCCGAUCUGACAGAAUGUGGCAUUGACAUGGUGGCGGCGGUGGUGUACUCAGGAGUGUUCACACAGAUCUUUAAAGAGGAAGCAGCGCUGCACCACGACAAGGUCUUCUGCUUCGUCCACCUGAGCGUCCAGGAGUUCCUGGCUGCCGUCUAUGUGGACUUGAUAUUCUCCAGCUCCGGCAGAGUCCUUGUGGCAGAGGAGGAACUGGUCCUCCAAACACCUGACCAGUGCAGUACCAAUCUCUUCUAUGAGACUGCUGUGGACAAGGCUCUGCAGAGUCCAAACGGACACCUUGACUUGUUCCUUCGGUUUCUCCUCGGUCUCUCACUGGAAUCCAACCAACGUCUCCUUCGAGGUCUGCUGCCGCAGACAGGAAGUCGCUCCAGAGACUGCCAGGAAACAGCAAGGUACAUCAAGGACAAAAUCAAGCAGAAUCCUUCUCCAGAGAAAAGCAUCAACCUGUUCUACUGUCUGAGUGAGCUGAAGGACCACUCCCUCGUAGAGCAGAUCCAGCAUUUCCUCAACUCCGACAGACUCUCCACAGAGGAGCUAUCUCAUGCUCAGUGGUCGGCUCUCGUCUUCAUUUUACUCUCGUCAGGAGAAUGCCUUGAAGAGUUUGACCUGAAGAAGUACUGUGCUACAGAAGAGGCUUUUCUCCACCUGCUGCCGGUGAUCAAAGCUUCACAGAAGUCUCUGUAUGUAUGCUUUCAACAAACGGUCACCCCUCAAACAGAAGGCGGUGCGACUGUAGGAAUGUUCACUUCCUCUCUGUGUCUUUGCUUCAGACUGAGUGCCUGUAACCUGGGAUCGAGAAGCUGCGAACUUCUGGUCACAGUUCUGAGCUCUGGGUCAUCCUGUCUGACGGAGCUGGACCUGAGUAACAACGAUCUGCAGGAUUCAGGAGUCCAGCUGCUCGCUGAGGGACUGAAGAGUCCACACUGCAAACUGGAGAUUCUCAGGCUUUCUGGCUGCUUGAUAACGUAUCGGGGGUGUGAACACUUAGCCUCCGCCCUGAGCGCUAACCCGUCACAUCUGAGAGAACUGGACCUGAGCUACAACCAUCCAGGAGAGCUGGGGGUCCAGCUGCUGUCUGCUGGUCUCCAGGACCCCCAGUGGAGACUGGACACCCUCAGGGUGGAUCAUGCAGGAGAACGGUGGUUAGAACCCGGCCUGAAGAAGUAUGCCUGUGAACUCAGUCUGGACCCGAACACCGCCAACAACUUCGUGCUCCUGUCGGAGGACCGCAGGGAGGCGGCGGUGGUGAGCGAGAGGCAGCCGUACCCGGAGCACGCCCUGCGCUUCCAGCCGCUCUACGCCGUGGCGUGCAGCCAGGGCCUGACGGGCCGCUGCUACUGGGAGGUGGAGCGGGAGGGCUGGCUGGCCGUCGCCGUGUUCUACGGCGACAUGGCCCGGAGAGGAGACGGCAACGAGUGCCGCAUGGGGAGGAACCCGGACUCCUGGGCUCUGUUCGCCGCCGCGGACUUCGUCUCGGCGUGGCACGACGACCGGGCCAAGACCAUGUACUUCCUCCCGCAGAGCCUGCCCAGCAGGGUGGCGGUGUUCCUGGACUGGAGCGGCGGCACCGUGUCCUUCUACAAGGUGACCUGCCGAGACCUGAUCCACCUCCACACCUUCCACGCCGCCUUCACCCAGCCGCUGUACCCGGGCUUCGCUUUCCGCGCCGCUUCCUCGGUGCGUCUGUGUCAGAGCUGACCUGGUGACCCCGGUCCGGCCUCAUCCGGAAUCAGCUGGCGCCCGGCGGGGGAAUGAGAGCGUCGGGGUCAUUCUGGAGCCAGGACCCAGAGAUCCUGCUAGGAAGGACUGAAAUGGCUCCAUCUGAGUCAAGUCUCAUUCCUUCUAACCAAACAACGUGAACAUACGGCUUUCUUCUACCGGAUGGAACGUCAGAUGGACUUAGGCUCCGCCUACUCCACCACUAGUCACGACAGGAAACCUCCGACGUGUUUUUGGGGUCUGUUUGCAUUGAAACGGCUCUCUGACGAACUGAAAACAACCUGUGAAAAGCUCUGACGGCCUCUCCCUGGAAACUGGGUUCGGGUUAGGAACUGGAUGGAGUCUGUCUGGUGGACAUGUAGCCGUCACAAACAGGCUCGCCAAUUAGACUUUUCUUUGUAAAAAUCGAUUCAAUGAUUUUCAAACUUGAAUAAUUUCCCAGCCUUGAUUUCCAGUUGAGUGAGCAGGAUGCAUGUGUGUAUAGAUGGAAAAGUAGAACAUGGGUGAUAGGAACGUUGCUGGACAGCAAUUUGCCCUGUAUCCAAGUUAUACAACAAUAAACUAUGUUG